CUCUCUCUCUCUCUCUGCUAUUGUGCCGUGCGCCGCCACUGCCGUUUCAUCCCUCAUUCCCUCCACCAUGGCGGCACACAGGUGUCUCCUCAGAUCCUCCGUUCUUGGAUCGUCUCCUGCCUUCUCGGCAGGGAAGAGAGGGUUCUCCGUCCUCACCGAGGAGCCAGUUGCCCGUUUAUCGGCUGGGUUGUCGGCCAGCGGUGGCUCAGAUCCGACGCCGCGGAGAAGAGAGGCUCGGAACGUUCAGUGGGUGUUCCUCGGAUGUCCCGGCGUUGGAAAAGGCACCUUCACUAGCCGCCUUUCUCAGCUCCUCGGCGUCCCCCAUACUGCCACUGGCGAUCUAGUCCGCGAGGAGCUUGCCUCCUCCGGACCUCUCUCUAAUCAGCUUGCUGAAAUUGUUAACCAAGGACAAUUGGUUUCUGAUAAGAUCAUUAUUAAUUUACUGUCAAAAAGCCUUGAAAGCGGCGCAGCAAAGGGUGAAUCAGGAUUUAUUCACGAUGGUUUUCCACGCACAGUUAAGCAAGCAGUAUGUGAAAAGAAUUAUGGUGUAACCACUAAUUCUGAACCAUUUGAUGUGGCCAUCAUUGGUGGUGGAAUGGUUGGACUGGCCCUUGCAAGUGCCCUGUCAAGUACACCUUUUACAAAGCAUUUAAAUAUUGCCAUUGUUGAUCCAAAUCCAGCAUUGGGCGGGUGCAGCAGCUACUACAUUAAAAAUGAGAUACCCGGCUCAAGGGUUAGCACAGUUACUCCUGCAACCAUUUCGUUUCUGAGAGAUAUUGGUGCUUGGGAGCAUGUUAAACACCAAAGGCAUGCUUUUUUCGAUCAAAUGCAGGUAUGGGAUUAUACCGGUUUGGGUUAUACAAGAUACUGUGCCAGAGAUGUAGGAAAGGAAUAUCUUGGUUGUGUGGUGGAAAACAAGGUCCUUUGCAACUCUCUUUUGUUAUCUUUACAGCAGGAAAAGGACUUUAAAAAGACAAUCAUCCCUGCCAAACUAACCUCAAUGACUGUCUCAUCAAGAAGGUCAUCUUCUGGAGUAUCCAGUGGUCAGUCAAAUACACUGGACAAGUCUAGAACCAAUAAUUCGGAAGAAACUGCAGAACCGAUGCAUCUGCAAAGUUUAGUUAGACUGGAGCUGAGUGAUGGGCAGCACAUUUAUUCAAAGUUGGUGGUCGGAGCUGAUGGAGCAAAGUCCCGUGUUAGGGAGAUGGCAGGAAUUAAAACAACUGGGUGGGACUAUUCACAGAGUGGACUUAUAUGUACAGUUGAGCACACUGGGGAAAACCAUUGUGCGUGGCAAAGAUUCCUUCCAUCUGGUCCAAUUGCACUUUUGCCUAUCGGGGACAAUUUUAGUAAUAUAGUGUGGACAAUGAGCUCUAAUGAGGCAAAUCGGCACAAAUUGAUGUCGGAGGAUGAUUUUGUAAAAGCUGUGAACUAUGCAUUAGAUUGUGGUUAUGGUCCGCAUCCACAAUCAAACUUUCUUGAUAAUUACAUUGGGAGAUUGCCAUGGGGAUCAGGGACAACAUCAAUAAAAGAAAGCUUUCAGGCACCUCCAAAAGUGAUCAAUGUGGUUUCUGAAAGAAUGGCUUUUCCUUUGUCACUAAUGCAUGCUCUUGAGUAUUCAUCAAGCCAGUUUGUGCUUAUAGGCGACGCUGCACAUGCUGUACAUCCUUUAGCUGGUCAAGGUGUGAACUUAGGAUUUGGAGAUGCAUCAACCUUGACUAAGGUCAUUUCUGAAGGCAUUUCAAUGGGCACUGACUUUGCUGAUCUUGCUCUGCUGAAAAGGUAUGAGAAGGAACGGAAAGCUGCAAACAUCCCUUGGAUGGCAAUACUUGAUGGUUUUCAAAAGGCUUAUUCUAUUGAUUUUGGACCAAUAAACCUUCUAAGAGCUGCUGCAUUACAUGGCGCUCAGUACAUAGCUCCACUCAAGAGAAAUAUAGUUUCCUAUGCUAUGGGCGAGUGGAAUUGGCCUCGAUUUACUUGAUGCAAAGAAUUAAGUUACCGAAUCGACCUUUAGACCUCUGUUGAAGCUGACUUGCUAGGUGCCCAAAGAGUGAUGCAUGAUUGCUACUUUGCAAUGGAAAACAUAUGAACACUACUCUGAGUGAUCCUUGGAUCCUAUGAUAUUUUCUCGCCCUUCCUAAUGAGAAUAAAACUGCCUGCAAAACGGUUGCAGGUUGUCUAAGUUAAAGAAAGUCUACAAACUGGUACAAAGUUGUUUAAAUUCAUUUGAUGUUUGUCUGCCAUGUUAAGAAGAAACUUGGUCCGCAUCUGACUUGUACAGAACCUGUGACAGCUCUGGAUACGUUUGUGUUUUUUUUGCUUUUCCUUUUACGCAGUUUGGGUGACAGUUUGUCUUCCUCAUUUAGUUCGUUGAGUGGAAUGAAAGAAUGGAGAAUAAAA
Molecule: messenger RNA, 2400 nt
Organism: Zingiber officinale
Lineage: Eukaryota; Viridiplantae; Streptophyta; Magnoliopsida; Zingiberales; Zingiberaceae
Product: ubiquinone biosynthesis monooxygenase COQ6, mitochondrial-like
Exons: 10
Coding region: 68-1981 (637 amino acids)
Biological process (GO): xanthophyll biosynthetic process; carotene biosynthetic process; ubiquinone biosynthetic process
Cellular component (GO): mitochondrion
Molecular function (GO): nucleobase-containing compound kinase activity; 2-octaprenyl-6-methoxyphenol hydroxylase activity; oxidoreductase activity, acting on paired donors, with incorporation or reduction of molecular oxygen, NAD(P)H as one donor, and incorporation of one atom of oxygen
Source: RefSeq, a predicted model, not a curated record